AUGCAUCCCUCUCCCCAUGGGGCUGCUCAUUUCUUUUCUGGGAGGCCCCAGGGGCCCCUGGGGGCUCUUAGGGCCUCAGGGGCCCCUGGGGCCCCUGGGGCCCCUGAGGCUCGCGAGGCCCCGGGGGCCCCUCAGGCCCUUGGGGCCCCCGGGACCCCUGAGGCCCCUGGGGCCCCUGGGGCCCCUGAGGCUUCUGGGGCCCCCGGGGCCCCCAAGGUCCGUGGGGCCCUUUGGUUAGAUUGGGGGGGGAGGGCGCGGCGCAGCAGCAGCUGGCUGCCUGCUGCGCUGCGGCGCAGCCGCAAAGAGAACUGCAGCAGCACACUUGCUGCAUGCGCCCGCAGCAGCUUCGGGGGGAAGCGGGGGGCCCCCCUGGGGGGCCCCAUUGACCCGCAGCCUUUGACUCAGUCAUCCCCCUCAGCUUCUCUUGUGGGGGUGAUUUCCCCACAAGACCUCGAAGUUAAAGAAGAAGCCCCAAAAAGCCCCGCGCAGCACUUUGGCCAUUCUGCGGCCCUUUUGGAAACCUCGGGGGUUCGAACCCCGGCAAGUUUUGUUUUUGUCCCGGGGCCUUUAAAUGGGCUACUCGAGGGCAUAGAGGGGCCGCAGCUAGAACGCCCUGCUGCUGCUGCUGCUGCUGCUGCUGCUGCUGCUGGGCCGCUGCAGCAAAGCCGCGGCGUGGCUGCGUCUGUAUCUGCACAGACCGCCUCCAGCACUGCUGCUUCUUUGCUGGAAGACCUCUGA
Molecule: messenger RNA, 738 nt
Organism: Eimeria necatrix
Lineage: Eukaryota; Apicomplexa; Conoidasida; Eucoccidiorida; Eimeriidae
Exons: 3
Coding region: 1-738 (245 amino acids)
Source: RefSeq, a predicted model, not a curated record